ACCCAAAGAGGAAGUAAACAGCAUUGGUUGCUAGCGAAGUUGUUCGUUUAGGUGCACAGCCUGAUUCGCUCGCUCCUGUACCCUGCUCGCUGAUUGGUCAUGUAAGCGUAUAUAAGUGUGUAGACUUGCGGAAAUAAAGAGAGAGAAGAUGCAUCGGAACCAGGGUUCUUGUCGUCCUUGCGGGGCGAGGGCGAUAAAUGGCGCCGGCACCCGGGAACUAAAUAAAGGAAUCUUGCAAGGUAAUCCGCAGGAAAGCGGGGAGUAAAGGUCCGCAGGAAAAGGAGGCUCCAAUUUGGAUCCCAGAGCGGCUGGUGCGUGCAGCCUUGCCUCCAAACACCAGUCAUGAUGCUGAAGAUGCUGAUGAUAAUUCUAGGGAUGCUACACCUUCUGCGGCAGACUCAAGCCAGAGAGCUGUGAGCAGUGGUUAAAGCAUGGCCAUAUCCUUUACCAGUAACUAACUCUUCUCUCAUAUUCCCUCCUCUCCCUUUGAUGCAUGGCAGGUCUGUAACCGCUAGGAGCAUAUACUGAUAUCUCAGCAGUGUCCAUGUUAAAUGGUGGCAAGUUCCUCAACUGUUCUUAUAAACAAAAUGACUCUAGUACCUUUGAGACAACAGUUAAUGUGUCUUGUCCCAAUAAUAUUACUUAUCAGCCCACUCCCAUAUGGGUCUCUCCACCAUUCCUUUUCCUCGUAACAAAUGCUAGCGAGCUGAAUGAUACAUUGAAUUGCACUAAGAAUUGCUAUCUUUCCCAGUGCUGGAAUGUCACGGCCUUCAAGCUGGCUGUGAUUAUGCGUAUCCCUGCCCAUGUUCCUAUCCCAGUUUCCAUUCCAGAGGACAAGUUACCGGUGGUGCUAUCCAGAAAGAAGAGAGAUUCUGGUAUCACAGCCGCCGUUGUGACAGCAUUGGCUAUAUCUACAGCAGCAGCCACGGCAGCAGCAGUCUCGCUUGCUGCAACUAUACCCACUGCGGAAGCUGUGAACACUCUUGCAGAAGGAACGGCGGCUGCCCUUCAAACACAGACUCAGAUCAAUGCACAUCUGCAAGCAGGAAUCCUGAUAGUCAACCAGAGAGUGGAUUUGGUUCAAGAACAAGUGGACAUAUUGGGAGCCCUAUUGGGACUGGGAUGUAUAGUACCCUUCCUGGCAAUUUGUGUAACUCCCAUCGCCUAUACUAAAAUGAGUGACUUACAGAAUGUCUCCCGACAGCUCUCCCAAUACUUGCGGGGGAAUUAGUCCGCAGAAUUCCAAAACUAUACUCAGCACCUGCUACUAGGCAUAACAAGGAUAAAUAACACCAGAGUUGAGCUUGCAACCCUC
Messenger RNA from Mustela lutreola (European mink), 1315 nucleotides. RefSeq lists its product as uncharacterized. Gene Ontology annotation, molecular function: structural molecule activity. Bases 545 to 1231 code for a protein of 228 amino acids. The transcript is spliced from 2 exons. Lineage: Eukaryota; Metazoa; Chordata; Mammalia; Carnivora; Mustelidae. The record is from RefSeq and is a predicted model, not a curated record.